CCUACUUCUCACGCUCCCACAUCCCCCGCCUCCAGACCUCAAGGGUAGAGGUGGGCGCCCCCGCCUCCGCACUUUUGCGCGGGGCUCCGGAUUGUAGGGCAGGGCGGCGCUUCUCGGAAAGCGAAAGCCGGCGGGGCGGGGCGGGGCGGGGCGGGUGUCGUAGGAGAAAGAGGAAGCGCUGGCAGACAAUGCGACCCGACCGCACCGAGGCUCCAGGACAGCCCGCCAUGGCUGCAGGAGGUCCCGGCGCUGAGUCUGCGGCCCCGGUCUCCUCCACAUCCUCCCUUCCCCUGGCUGCACUCAACAUGCGAGUGCGGCGCCGCCUAUCCCUGUUCUUGAACGUGCGGACACAGGUGGCGGCCGACUGGACCGCGCUGGCGGAGGAGAUGGACUUUGAGUACUUGGAGAUCCGGCAACUGGAGGCGCACGCCGACCCCACUGGCAGGCUGCUGGACGCCUGGCAGGGACGCCCUGGCGCCUCGGUAGGCCGACUGCUGGAGCUGCUUACCAAGCUGGGCCGCGACGACGUGCUGUUGGAGCUGGGACCCAGCAUUGAGGAAGAUUGCCAAAAGUAUAUCUUGAAGCAGCAGCAGGAGGAGGCUGAGAAGCCUUUACAGGUGGCCGCUGUAGACAGCAGUGUCCCACGGACAGCAGAACUGGCGGGCAUCACCACACUUGACGACCCCCUGGGGCAUAUGCCUGAGCGUUUCGAUGCCUUCAUCUGCUAUUGCCCCAGCGACAUCCAGUUUGUGCAGGAGAUGAUCCGGCAACUGGAACAGACAAACUAUCGACUGAAGUUGUGUGUGUCUGACCGUGAUGUCCUGCCUGGCACCUGUGUCUGGUCCAUUGCUAGUGAACUCAUCGAAAAGAGGUGCCGCCGGAUGGUGGUGGUAGUCUCUGAUGAUUACCUGCAGAGCAAGGAAUGUGACUUCCAGACCAAAUUUGCACUCAGCCUCUCUCCAGGUGCCCAUCAGAAGCGACUGAUCCCCAUCAAGUACAAGGCAAUGAAGAAAGAGUUCCCCAGCAUCCUGAGGUUCAUCACUGUCUGCGAUUACACCAACCCCUGCACCAAAUCUUGGUUCUGGACUCGCCUUGCCAAGGCCUUGUCCCUGCCCUGAAGACUGUUCUGAGGCCCUGGGUGUGCGUGUAUCUGUCUGCCUGUCCAUGUACUUCUGCCCUGCCUCCUCCUUUGGUUAUAGGAGGAAUCUGUGCUCUACUUGCCUCUCAAUUCCUGGAGAGGCCAACUUCACAGACACAUCUGCAGCAGCUGGACAUCACAUUUCAUGUUCUGCAUGGAACCAUUAGCUGUGAGUGGCAUGUCCACUUGCUGGAUUAUCAGCCAGGACAGUAUAGAACAGGACCAGCUGGGGCUAGGAGAAGGACCAGCAGAGCCAGCUCUGCUCUGAGCCAUUCAUACAUCUUCAGCUUCAGUUUCCUCACUUGAGGAGUAGGAUGGGGAGAACAGAGAGUAGCUAUGUUUGAAUCCCUGUAGGGAAAGGUGAAGCAUAGCUCCGGGUCUCCUGGGGGAGGGCAGUCUUGGUUGCGGGAGAGCUGGCUGUUGCUGGACUACAUGUUGGCCACUGCUGUGACCACGACACUGCUGAGGCAGCUUCUUCCACGAUGAUGCCUACUGAUGCUUCAGUGCCUCUCUGCACACCUCCCAUUCCACUUCCCCACAGGGCAGCACAAGGAGAUCCCACCUUGAGCCUUAUUUCUUAAUGAGUCCACCUCUCAUCUGCAUCUUUGACACCUCCCAGCUUCUGCCCAACCUUCAGCAGUGAUGAGUCCCCAAGAGACUUGCCUGAGCAGCUUGAGCUGCUUUUCAUUUCCGCCUGUCAGGAUGCCUGUGGUCGUGCUCUCAGCUCCACCUGGCAUGAGAAGGGAUCCUAGCCUCUGGCAUAUUCAUCAAGUAUGAGUUCUGGGGAUGAGUCACUGUAAUGGUGUGAGCAGGGAGCCUUCCUCCCUGGGCCACCCUCUGAGAGCUUUCCCACCAACUUUGUACCUUGAUUGCCUUACAAAGUUAUUUGUUUACAAACAGCGACCAUAUAAGAGCCUCCUGCCCCAAAGCUUGUGGGCACAUGGGCACAUACGAACUCACACACAGACACACACAUAUGUACAGAUGUGCACUCUCACACACACAGGCAGCUGCAUACGAACGUUUCUCUAGGUACAGCUCCCAGGAACAGCUAGGUGGGAAAGUCCCAUCAUUGAGGGAGCCUAACCAUGUCCCUGAACAAAAAUUGGGCACUCUUGUAUUCCUUUUCUCUUGUGUCCCUACUCAUUGAAACCAAACUCUGGAAAGGACCCAGUGAACUGGUAUUUAUACCUCUAAUGAAGCACAGAGAGAGGAUAGCUGCGUAAACUCACACAACAAUGAACUACAGACACAGCUGUUCUCUCCCUCUCUCCUUCCCAGAGUGAUUUGUACAUUACUCUCAAGCUGUCCUUUGGGGACAAGGUGUCAUGGUCUUAAGUGUCUGUGCCCCAGGGCAGACCUUAGGACCCUAAAUCCAAUAGAAAAUGCAUCUCUUUGCUCCACUUUCAGCCAGGCUGGAGCAAGGUGUCUUUUCUCAGGAUCUUGGGAGGGAAUAUGGAGGCCCCUGUAUGUAUGAUCUUGUUGAGGUGUUUAGCUGCCAUGCACCUGUUCCCCUUUAAUAUUGGGAAUUUUAGAGCAAUCUCAAGAAGCAUCUUCUACAUAUUUUGUAUGCAUUAUAAUAAUUUCAAAGAUAUCUGAGAAAAGCCUAUAUUUGCCAUUCUUCUGUAUCCUGGAAUACAUCCUGCAUCCUGAGUUUAUCAUAAUAAAGAAUAUUCUACCUUGGAAA
Molecule: messenger RNA, 2825 nt
Organism: Chlorocebus sabaeus (green monkey)
Lineage: Eukaryota; Metazoa; Chordata; Mammalia; Primates; Cercopithecidae
Gene: MYD88
Product: MYD88 innate immune signal transduction adaptor
Biological process (GO): innate immune response; toll-like receptor 4 signaling pathway; Toll signaling pathway
Cellular component (GO): plasma membrane
Molecular function (GO): Toll-like receptor binding; TIR domain binding
Source: RefSeq, a predicted model, not a curated record